UGGUUGUAAGAUAAUAUGACACUUUUUUUUUUAAAGGUGCCCACAGCGAGUGUGACGAUCGAGGGGGCGUGUGCUCUGAACCGUGUGAGAUGGGCGUCGGGAGGCAGAGAGGUUGCCGUGGGUGACUCGGAGGGGCGUGUCUGGAUCUACGAUGUGGGAGAGCUGGCAGUGCCACACCCUGAGGACUGGAGCCACUUCGCCCGCACCCUAGUUGAGAUCCGCGCCAACCGCGGGGAUGGAGAGGAGGAGGGGGCCGUGGAGCUGGCAGCCUGAAACCUUCUCACCCUCUCAUCAAUGGAUGCAACGUUUCAGGACUGACAGCCUGAUAACAGACAUUUACAGAUAACAAACCAUCAUUUACUGACGUAACAACAGCAGCAUGCAUGCUUUAGUGAGAUUCAAGUCAUUGUGAUUAGACUGACUCCAAGCUUAUGCUCCAUAGAUCAAAGUAAGAAACCCUGAUUUGCCCAUGGGAACAAUUCUUCUUACUAGGGUUAUUUAUUUGUUAUUGGUUCAUUAAACAGUUGAUAUGUAUAUACUUGAUAUCAAAAUCAUAUGGCUUGCAAUGAUAAUGUGCUUAUGGGUCUAACGUGGGUCUAAAUGUUGGAGUGAGCUAGAUAUGAUCCUUAUAUUAUACUCAUGAGGUUUAAUGAUCAGAUUCCUGUGAUCUGUUMAUUUUGUUCUUUCUUCAAGGUUAUAAAAGCUGCAUUAAUAACACGUUGGAUCAUUGUUUUCUCAAGAUAUCCAAGUUAACCUUUAAUACUGUUUUUAAGUAGCUUUGGGCUUUACAGUGCAUCAGCAUGAUAAUUAUUACAUUUUGGUUGCUGUUAAACAAUUUUGUUUUGUUUUAAGAAAUAUGUCUAAAAAUGUAUGGCUUUUUGCUGUAAGGACAACAAUUGACAAUAAAAUAAGGAUAACUU
Molecule: messenger RNA, 920 nt
Organism: Salvelinus sp. IW2-2015
Lineage: Eukaryota; Metazoa; Chordata; Actinopteri; Salmoniformes; Salmonidae
Product: cytoplasmic dynein 1 intermediate chain 1
Exons: 2
Coding region: 16-273 (85 amino acids)
Source: RefSeq, a predicted model, not a curated record